Messenger RNA from Cricetulus griseus (Chinese hamster), 637 nucleotides. NCBI's taxonomy places the organism in Eukaryota, Metazoa, Chordata, Mammalia, Rodentia, Cricetidae. The record is from RefSeq and is a predicted model, not a curated record.
GGGUCCAGCCCCUCCCGUACCCAAUAGAGAGUUUGUUACGCACGCGCGCGAGGAGCCGCGGGGCACGCCGGGAGCAGAAGCACUGGAAUUAUAGAUUUUCUCUACCAAGUCUGGCUUUCUAUGUGUUCUGAGGAGCUGAACUCAGUUCUCACACUUGGACAGUAUUCUCUCCACAUGGCUGCCGAGGAAGCAACCGUCACAGUUCGCCUCAUCCGUUCAUUUGAGCAUCGAAAUUUCAAACCUGUAGUGUAUCAUAGAGUUAAUUUGGACCAAACUGUGAAGGAAUUUAUAAUAUUUCUAAAGCAAGAUGUCCCUUUGAGAACCAGCUUGCCACCGCCACUCAGAAAUUACAAAUAUGAUACACUAAAGAUUCUUCAUCAAGCUCACAAAGCAAAGACAAAUGAGCUUGUGUUGGGUUUGGAGGAUGACGACACACUCCUGCUGAAGGAAGACAGAACGCUGAAGGACUCAGGAAUAGCCAGUGAAACUGAAAUUGCAUUCUUCUGCGAAGAAGAUUAUAAGAGAUACAAAGCUAAUCCCACCUCAUCCUGGUGAAGGUGCCCGGGGGACACCUUUGCCUUUCUUUGUUCCACAAGUGAGUUUUUUAAAUUGUCAAAUAAAUCUUUAAAAAAAUUAA